This is a messenger RNA of Setaria italica (foxtail millet), 698 nucleotides long. Its product is annotated as cortical cell-delineating protein. The coding region runs from base 68 to 439 and encodes 123 amino acids. The transcript has a single exon. NCBI's taxonomy places the organism in Eukaryota, Viridiplantae, Streptophyta, Magnoliopsida, Poales, Poaceae. The record is from RefSeq and is a predicted model, not a curated record.
UACGAGCACGCAGUAGCACAAGGUCACCACUAUCUUACUCACGAUCAGACGACUGCACUGAUCACCAAUGGCUGCCAAGCUCGCCCUCUUCCUGGCCCUGAGCCUCCUCUUCGCCGCCGCCGCGCACGGCUGCGCACCCUACUGCCCCGGUCCAGUCGUCCCGACGCCGUCCCACGGCCAAGGCGGGCGCUGCCCGAUCGACGCGCUGAAGCUAAGGGUGUGCGCCAACGUGCUGGGCCUCGUCAAGGUCGGCCUGCCCCAGUACGACCAGUGCUGCCCCCUGCUGCAGGGGCUCGUCGACCUCGACGCCGCCGUCUGCCUCUGCACUGCGAUCAAGGCUGACGUCCUCGGCAUCCACCUCAACGUGCCCGUCAGCCUCAACCUCAUCCUCAACAAGUGCGGCAAGAUCUGCCCGGCCGACUUCACUUGCCCUCCGUAAGAUGGGAGCUGAUGAAAUGAGCUAAACCCCAUCAUCCAAGGAACUAGGCUUGGGUCCUAUCUCGCGAUUCCGAUACUUCAUUUCUUCCAACGGCGACAUGUCUGCUGGGCUAUUGCACAAUCAAUAAGUUUGUUAUAAAUUCUUUCACUGUACCUUCGAUUUGUACACUUGUAUGGAGUUGUACCAUUUUUAAUUGUCGAUAAGAAAUGCUCACUUUUUCUUGGGAGAAAGAGGAAAGAAAUAUUCAUGGUCAAUUACA